Messenger RNA from Heteronotia binoei (common prickly gecko), 3007 nucleotides. It is a transcript of the gene TWSG1, whose product is annotated as twisted gastrulation BMP signaling modulator 1. The transcript is spliced from 5 exons. Gene Ontology annotation, biological process: regulation of BMP signaling pathway. The coding region runs from base 240 to 953 and encodes 237 amino acids. The record is from RefSeq and is a predicted model, not a curated record. Lineage: Eukaryota; Metazoa; Chordata; Lepidosauria; Squamata; Gekkonidae.
GAGCCUAAGAAAAGAGGCCGCGUAGGCGCGCCCCUUAGACGCCUUGAGGUGCAGAUGAGGCCAGGAAGGAGGAGACGGUUUGGCCAUUUUUUCCCCGCCUCUGUCUUCGGUCGGAACUGCAUGCAAGGUGGGGGCCGGGGCCUGUCCCUUUAAGGUGCCUGUAGGUCGCCCGCCUCCUGGCUGCCGAGGUCCAGCGGCCGUGGUCGUCGUACAAGCCAAAGCCGGGAGCUCCAGUGCAGAUGCUGUCUGGAGGUCCCAGAAAUAUCCUCCCCACAAGGAACAUGAGGGUGUGGUACAUCACCGUGCCAGCACUAGUUAGCAUGAUGUUGUUUUUCUUGAUCCAGCCGUCAAUGUGCUGCAACAAGGCUCUGUGUGCUAGUGACGUCAGUAAAUGCUUAAUACAGGAGCUAUGUCAAUGCCGACCAGGUGAAGGAAACUGUUCAUGUUGUAAGGAGUGUAUGCUUUGUCUAGGCACACUUUGGGAUGAAUGCUGUGACUGUGUUGGGAUGUGCAAUCCUCGUAAUUACAGUGACACACCUCCAACUUCCAAGAGUACUGUUGAAGAACUGCAUGAGCCAAUCCCUUCCCUCUUUCGGGCACUAACAGAAGGUGACACUCAGUUGAACUGGAACAUUGUUUCCUUCCCUGUUACAGAAGAAUUAUCGCAUCAUGAAAACUUAGUUUCAUUUCUAGAAACAGUGAACCAUCCCCAACAUCAAAAUGUCUCUGUUCCAAACAACAACGUCCACAUAUCAUACUCCAAUGACAAAGAACGCAUGUGUACAGUGGUUUACUUUGAUGACUGCAUGUCAGUACAUCAGUGCAAAAUCUCUUGCGAAUCUAUGGGUGCAUCGAAAUACCGAUGGUUUCAUAAUGCCUGCUGCGAAUGUAUUGGACCAGAGUGUAUCGACUAUGGCAGUAAAACUGUAAGAUGCAUGAACUGCAUGUUUUGAAGCAGAAAGGUUGACUCAAAAUAUGGACACUAAAGUUUUUAUAGUGAAACAGAUUGGAUUUAUUAGUAUUGUUUGAUAAUGUAAUAGCAAGCACAGCAACUAGAGAAGAUGUAUACAAUUUUAAGCAUUUAAAUCUCCCCCACACACCAAAAAUCAUAUAAACAGUAUUACUUAGUAAAUGUUUAAAUUUGUUCUUCAUGUUGAUUGGAUAAUCAUCUUUAUGCUUAUGAUUUACUGUUUUGCUUUGAUCUGAAUGUAUUGACUAAUUUGCAUAUUGUAACAACUUGUUGAUUAGAGGUUCACAAAGCGUCAAAGAAACUGCAACCAGCUCUUAAGUGAAUUUCUCUAAUUAUUUAGACUUAUCACAUUUUGAAAUGUUCAGAUUUGUACUGACAUGUAGCUUAUUGCUACAGACCUCAUGGAUUACUGUUAUGAAACAUGCUAAAGAACUUUACAACUAAAGAAAACCAGAUAUUGCUCUUGAUUGCAAGGAGGAAAGAAAACUGACACUGCAUUUGGUGUCAAGUUUCCCCUCUACUUAUAAAUGUCCUUCUCUGUAUAAAACAAAUUUAAUAAGUUUAAUUAUAUUCACUUUGUAGUAUCUUUUUUCCUUGCUUUUCAUUCUAGGCUACAGUGGGAUUUUUUUGAACCAAAAAGAGAACAUACAUUUACUGGGAAUUAAAUUGUGAGUCACAGAGAAUUUAGAAGCUUCUGAUGUAUAAGAAGCAGAAAUAGGUUCCAAGUUCAAAUAUAUGUAUGGCUUAUUAAAUAAAUGGUUGGUGCUGUCAGGCUGACGACCUCAACCACGGGAUUGGUCAGGGGGACUUCUACUACUACCAAAUGGUUAAAUACGUUGUCAUAUCUCACAGCACCAAUUGUUUUUCAAAGGAGGUCAACUCAUGUACUGGUGUGUGUGUAGUCCAUACUGCUAAGUAGAACUGCAUCUUCUAAGUCCAUUGAAAUCAGUGGACUUAGAAGAGUACAACUCUACUUAGGAUGGCACUUUAACUAUGUAAUUUGGCUACACUUGCAAUGUCAUCCAAAGCUAUGACUAAAUUGAGACUCUUGUUCUAGGAGUACAUUAGCUAAAAGGAAAGAAUGACAGUUCUAAUUAAAUAAUUUCAAAAUGCUGCCCUAAAUUUUACAAUUAUCUCAUGUACUUAAUAGGUUAUUAUUAUUUACAGUAAACUAAGAGAAUUAGAUUAUCUGGAAUGUGAAGCCCUGUGAUAUUGUCACUUUAGGGCUCUUAUGAAGACCAAAGACGGGAUUUCCAAAGGUAGAUUGAAAAGGUACAGUUCAUUAGAGGAAGAAGUUAUGCUUGACAUUUUGGAAUGGUUAUAUUUCAACUGCUUUACAAAUAAAUAAUCAGCAACCUAUUCUAUUCUUUUUUUGGCUCUCUUCACUAAGAAAAAUAGGAAAAUAUCUUUGGGCACAGUUCAGUGACAUACUUAUCUUUCAAUUGUAUAUUUUAAUGCCUGUGAUGAUUUUACACCCUUAUAGUGCUACCCUAAACAAGUUUAUUCAGUGAUAAAUUUCACUGGGACUUACUUUCCAGUAAGUGUGUUUAGGAUUGUAGUAGAAUCGUUUUCUUUGUGAGAAAGAAGGCUAUCAAUAAUUUCUUUUUUGGUUCUUUCUUUUUACUGCUUGAAAGAAAGAGAAGUAAACUAGUUAUGAAAUUUGGUACAUUGGCAAUACAGUAAUGCAUCAUUUUAAGAUGGCAAACUCAUUCAACAAAACUCAUCUGGUAGCUUUGCAGCUACCAAAAUAUUUGUACAAGGAUAUUUCUCCUUUACAUUAUUUUAUACUAGUGGUCUCUGCUUCAGAAUCUGCUACCAUAGAUCAUGCUAAUAACAUAAAGAACAGUACACCAGAGGUUAAGAUUUGAGAAUUUUUUUUAAAAAAUCUUGAAAUAUUCAUUAUUCAUAAUACUGCCUAGGGAUCCUGUACUGUGAGCUCCAUGUAUAUAAUAGUUCAAUGAUCUACAGCAAUAUUAAAUAUAUUUUCUUAGACCAUAUGUUUACCAUAAGGUAUUUUAAUAAAAAACAUACUACAUA